Messenger RNA from Oncorhynchus nerka (sockeye salmon), 1197 nucleotides. Its product is annotated as kiaa0930. The record is from RefSeq and is a predicted model, not a curated record. NCBI's taxonomy places the organism in Eukaryota, Metazoa, Chordata, Actinopteri, Salmoniformes, Salmonidae.
AUGAUCAUCACACUGGAAGCCAGCAGCAAAGAGACUACAGUAGAUGUGGAGGUGUACAGGAGAGACUCUAAGAAGCUUCCAGGUUUAGGAGAACCUGACAUCGACUGGGAGGAGAGUGUUUACCUGAAUCUGAUCUUAAUGAAGCUGGACUAUGUGGUGACGUGCGCCGUCUGCACUCGCUCAGAUGCAGGAGACAUCCACAUUCACAGGAAGAAGUCUCAGCAAGUGUAUGCGUCGCCGAGUAAACACGCCAUGGACAGUAAAGGGGAGGAGUCUAAGAUGAGCUACCCCAACAUCUUUUUCAUGAUUGACAACUUUGAGGAGGUGUUCUGUGACAUGACGGUAGGCGAGGGGGAGAUGGUGUGUGUGGAGUUGGUAGCCAGUGAUAAGAGCAACACGUUCCAAGGAGUCGUCUUCCAAGGUUCCAUCCGCUACGAAGCUCUGAAGAAGGUUUACGACAACAGAGUGAGUGUGGCAGCGAAGAUGGCCCAGCGCAUGUCGUUCGGCUUCUACAAGUACAACAACAUGGAGUUUGUCAGGAUGAAGGGGCCGCAGGGCAAAGGUCACGCUGAGAUGGCGGUCAGCCGGGUCCCGACCGGAGACACGUCCCCCUGCGGCACAGAGGAGGACCUGGACUCACCCCUACACGAGAGGGUUACGUCGUUCAGCACCCCUCCCACCCCAGAGAGGAACCGCCCCUCGUUCUUCUCCCCUUCUCUCCGUCGGAGUCCCAGGAACCGUAUCACUGAGAUGAAGAAGAGUCACUCAGCCAACGAUAGUGAAGAGUUCUAGGAAGAGGACGACGAGGACCUGUGUUACUGCCAGUCCAACCUGCGGUCUCGCUCCCUGUCGGGUACAGGUCGGUCCCUGGUGGGAUCUUGGCUCAAACUGAACCAUAUCCUGGAGGUGAGACAGAAGCCCAUCCUGAUGACAUAGCAGAUCAGAGCUCCAGUCCUCCUAACUGCCCCAGAGCCUCCCUACGAAGUGCCUUCCUGCAUCAGGCCCUGACUGACACCACUACAACCCAGUGGUGAGAUGGAAAACUACAGCAACACUACCAUGGUGGUGAGAUGGAAUUACAGCAACACUACCACCAUCUGGUGGUGAGAUGAUGGAAUUACAGCAACGCUACCACCAUCUGGUGGUGAGAUGAUGGAAUUACAGCAACACUCCCAUCUGGUGGCGACAUGGAGGAAU